AUGGAGCUGGCGGCGAGCCAUUCCAGAGAACGGUAUAUAUUGAUGGCAUCGUGGACGAGUUGCGAUAUCAGCAAAUCAACCAACACGGGCAAAACUCCACAUUACCUCCUACCAACAGUAACAGUCGCUGCAUCCAUUGUGAAUAUUCAUUUCUCCCGGCAGAAGAUUGUGCAAUCACUCAAAGCGUGGUUACUUUCUUGCCUAGAUUGCUUCGCAUUCGGAACCACAUCCACAAUGACGGAGCCUCAAUUGCAGAGAGAAGUGCUUCGAACCAGGGAGGACGAACUUGUCAGCUUCACCGGCGCCUGGACGGAUGACUGA
Ramularia collo-cygni is the source of this 321-nucleotide messenger RNA. RefSeq lists its product as uncharacterized. The transcript is spliced from 3 exons. The record is from RefSeq and is a predicted model, not a curated record. NCBI's taxonomy places the organism in Eukaryota, Fungi, Ascomycota, Dothideomycetes, Mycosphaerellales, Mycosphaerellaceae. Bases 1 to 321 code for a protein of 106 amino acids.